This is a messenger RNA of Stylonychia lemnae, 2220 nucleotides long. Lineage: Eukaryota; Ciliophora; Spirotrichea; Sporadotrichida; Oxytrichidae. The record is from the annotation of a GenBank genome assembly.
AUGAUCCUAAUCAAGAAACUUAGUUUAUCAAUAAUUCAGAUGAAAAUCAUAUUAUUUUUCAAAGAGCAUUAGCUCAAAGACCAAGAAAAUAAGGCAAAAAUUUAAAUGCGUAAAAACUUUUAUUCCUAAUAUUUGUCUGUUUAGAAUUGUCCCUUGCAAAGCAUUGAGGAAGAGAGAUCUUCGAAAUUUGCAGCUAGCUAAAAUCUCCCCAGUAGUUAAUUGACCAGUAUUAGAACUCCUAACCGGUUCUAAUUGAAUUUCUAAUCAGCAGGAUCUUUGACUCAGAGAUCUGCAACCACAGGAAAAAAUCUCUUUCAAUCUGAUUUCAGAGGCCAUGAUGAAAGACUUGGAAUAACGUAGGCAACAUUCAUCACUGAUUUAAAAAAGAAUAUUGAGCCUCUCAGGAGAACAGUUUAUCUUAGACUCAAACAAAAGCUUUUACGAACUACAAUAGUAGUAUAAUUAAUUCGUCUCCGUAAAAACCACAAGGUGAAAGAUAUUCUCCUGAAAAGAGAAAAGGUUAUACAUGAUAGAGUAAUAAUCUCGAAUAAGGCUAAAUAUGCCCCUGAAUUCGAUUAUCUUUAGACAUCUCAUUUACCUUUUUUACCAUAAUGUUGCAAAGAAUAGCUACUACAACAAUAGAUAAAUCAUAAUGAAUCUUAGAAUGAAUUGUUAUUUAAGCACAAGAGAGAUCCUUCACAAGUUGGUAUUAAUCAAUAAUAUGAUCAUUUAUCUUCAACUGGUGGAUUUGAAUCUUUCCUUGGAAAUAAUAAUCAUUUGGCAAGAUCAAUGAGAAAAUUUUCAUCUAGGAAAAAUUCUGUUAAAGCCUCUAUUAUCAAAGUUGGCUACUCGCCUUAGAGAAUGAUGAAGUUUGGAAUUUCUAAAAAGAGAACGAGAUGUAUCACUAUCGAAUCGAGGAACAAGAACAAUGAGACAAUAGCUGAUCAGAAAAAAAUGGAUUAGAUGGAUAAGACGAUUAAGAAAUUGAACAAGCACAAUUAUGAUUUAGAAAUACUUACCAAUGAAAAAUAAUGCUCUAAGAUAAUAAAUGGGGAAUUAAUAUUGUUAAUUGACAAGCUAAACCUUUUGGCUGAAUUCCUUAAUGUCAACUAAAGAAAAAUUAGGACAAGUCUGUUUCAUGAAUUAGAUGAAAAGCAGAAAACAGGCAUCAACAAAUUUCUUGAGAAGAUUAUUGCUUACUUAGUUGAUAUAGGAUGCAGGUGUAUAAGAGAGUAUCAGGAUCAUCCUGAGAGAAUUGGAGUUUGUGAUAUUUCUCAAUUAUUGACUCUAGAUGAUACAUAAGUUGAAGAUGAAUUCAGUGCUUUCGAUGAAAAUUUCAAAAGCAUCAUUACAAUUCAAGAAUUCGUGAUAGAUUGCUCUGAUGCUUUCUACGUACUCUAGAGAGAACCAGAUAGAAAAAAGACUAAAAGCAGAGAAGCGCAAGAGUUGCUAGAUUUGAUUUAAUAGUGCAGAAUUUAUACUCUCGAAAUAGUACUAAAAAUCAAGCAAAUGUUUAAAGCUCUUAAAAGAUUGGAUUAUAAACCUAAGUCAAGAUCACCUAGAAAAUCUAAUAGUCCAAAUAAAAGCACCUAUAAUCCACCACUUGAGAGGAGAAAAACCUUUAAAGAAAUAAUGGAAAUGAAAAAAUUAUAAAAAUUGAAGGAGUUAGAGUUAUUAGAAAAGGAACAAGAAAAAAAACUAUAGAAAUAGAGAACAAUCAAUUAAAAAAGAAAUGUUUCUUUUUCUUAAGGAAUUUCAAGUGAUUCAUUUGAUACAUCCAGCUCAUCUGACGAAUCGGAACCAUCCUCUCCAUUAAUCAAAGCUCAAAGUAUUAGAAAUCCCCCUAAGCAGAUAAUUAGAAGAAAAACUCUGUAUGAAAUGAAAUAAGAGGAGAAAGCUAAGAUGCAAAAAGAGCUGCACAAGUUAAAAUUUGAAAAGAAGAUGAGCAAAUCUUCAAUCUCUAAGAAAACUUCAAAAAUGAUUCACAAUAUGCUAGAUAAAAUGAAUAUAGCUGAGAAUGUCUUAACUGAAACUUAACUUAACAAAAGAGACCCUGAAUUCUGCUAAAAAAUAGAGUAAAGCAAAUUGAUUUUCAUGAUUGGUAUAGUUUAUAUGGUAGAAGUGCAGAGAUCGCAGUAAAAAAGAGAAAUCUUAAUUUGGACCUACAAAAUAUUAAACAGGUACACAUCAUUGAUAAAAUUUAUAUCAUUUUUAGAUUGA